AUGUCGGAUAAGAACCAGAUUAAGGUCAAGUUUACCACCAACGAAGAAGAUGAAAGUCUAAAAGUGGAAGAGACGCCAUUAUUUGUGCCUAUAUCAUUGAAAAGAUUUGGCUUAUCCGAAAUCAUAAAUCAUUUGCUUGGAAAUUACAAGACAGAUUCAGACGAGGAGGAGCGUAAGCCCAUACCUUUCAACUUUCUCAUAAAUGGAGAGCUUUUGCGUACUUCAAUUGAGGACUACCUCGUGCGUAAUGGUUUGUCGAGUGAAGCAUUUUUAACUAUAGAAUACACUAGGGCCAUAUUACCACCAAGCUUUCAAGCAUCAUUCAACAACGAGGACUGGAUUUCGUCCAUAGACUCAAUUAACAAAACUUCGAGUGCUGUUUUAGAUUCCCAGUUGUCAAUAAAUGAGCCAAAAAUUUUGAGUGGUUCUUAUGAUGGUGUGGUACGAACUUAUAAUAUGUCGGGUAAGGUAGAAAAACAAUACGUUGGACAUUCAGCGCCAGUAAAGUCUGUACAGUGGAUUUCUCCCACUAGAAUUGUAUCAUGUGGUAACGAUAGGCAAGUCAGGUUAUGGAAAACUGCAUAUGAGGGAAUUGUUGACCAAAACGAAGAAGGCGAAGAAGAUGAAAUAGAAGACGGAAAGACCUUGGCAAUUUUAGAAGGGCACAAGGCACCUGUGGUCAAUUUGGCAGUGAACCAAAAAGCAAAGAGGAUAUUGAGUGCCGGUUAUGAUAAUGCUAUUGGUUUUUGGUCAACAAACUAUAAAGAAAUGACAAAGAUUGACGUCCCCGAAUAUGACUCGAAUGUUGUAUCCACAUCAUCAAAAAAGAGAAGGAAAAUGGCAUUACAAGAUUCAACCAUUAGACGUCGCUCACCUUUGAGUUUCUUGCAAGGCCACACUGAGCCAGUGGAGGGAGUAAUUUUCGAUGCACAUGAUGCCACUGUGGGGUACUCAGUGUCGCAAGAUCACACUAUCAAAACGUGGGAUUUAGUUACUUCUAGAUGUGUUGAUACGAGAACUACCGGAUUUUCAUUAUUAUCAGUUUUGAAAUUACCACAUGUCAACUUAAUCGCUUCUGGUUCAUCAGCACGUCAUAUCAAUUUGCAUGAUCCAAGAGUUUCAGCUACAUCUGAAGUCAUUAAUGCCAAGCUAGUCGGACACACAAACUUUGUUGUUGGGUUGAGCGCUUCACCUCAUAAUGUCAACAUGUUUGCUUCUAGCUCCCACGAUGGGACUGUCAAAGUUUGGGAUGUUAGAGCUGACAAGUCGCUUUACACAAUUACCAGAGAAGAUGGAUCAACGAAAAAGAAAAUUUUUGAUGUAACCUGGGACAAUGAAAUCGGCAUAAUAAGCGGUGGUGAAGAUAAAAAAAUUCAAAUAAACAAAGGAACAGAUAUAGGUAAAUAA
Molecule: messenger RNA, 1407 nt
Organism: Lodderomyces orthopsilosis Co 90-125
Lineage: Eukaryota; Fungi; Ascomycota; Pichiomycetes; Serinales; Debaryomycetaceae
Gene: YTM1
Product: Ytm1p
Exons: 1
Coding region: 1-1407 (468 amino acids)
Biological process (GO): ribosome biogenesis
Cellular component (GO): preribosome, large subunit precursor
Molecular function (GO): protein binding
Source: RefSeq, a predicted model, not a curated record